Molecule: messenger RNA, 1726 nt
Organism: Melopsittacus undulatus (budgerigar)
Lineage: Eukaryota; Metazoa; Chordata; Aves; Psittaciformes; Psittaculidae
Gene: OSTC
Product: oligosaccharyltransferase complex non-catalytic subunit
Exons: 4
Coding region: 110-559 (149 amino acids)
Cellular component (GO): oligosaccharyltransferase complex
Source: RefSeq, a predicted model, not a curated record
GCCAAUUUCCGUUUCCGCCUUCGUGUCCGCUGGAGGAGGGUGGCCGCGGCGGGGCAAGCCGGGCAGGGAGUAGCGGGGCUGUGGCUGUCCCCGGGGCCGCUCCGCCGCCAUGGAGACGCUGUUCCGCUUGCCCUUCGCCGUGCUCGAGUGCCCCAACAUCAAGCUGAAGCGGCCGAGCUGGGUGCACAUGCCCUCGGCUAUGACCGUUUACGCGCUAGUGGUGGUGUCCUACUUCCUCAUCACCGGAGGGAUUAUCUAUGAUGUGAUUGUGGAACCUCCCAGCGUGGGGUCGAUGACAGAUGAACACGGGCACCAGAGGCCAGUGGCCUUCUUGGCCUACAGAGUAAAUGGACAAUAUAUUAUGGAAGGGCUUGCAUCCAGCUUCCUCUUCACAAUGGGUGGCAUAGGAUUCAUCAUUCUGGAUCGAUCCAAUGCACCAAAUAUCCCCAAGCUGAAUAGGUUUCUUUUGCUCUUUAUUGGAUUUGUCAGCGUGCUCUUGAGCUUCUUCAUGGCCAGAGUUUUCAUGAGGAUGAAAUUACCGGGCUACUUGAUGGGUUAGUGCUUCUUGUGAUGUAUGAAAGUUUGAGCUGAAUUUACUCCUCUUCAGGAAAUGUUUAAGAAGAAGCACCAAAAAACAAAUUCCACGGUCACCAUCAACAGGAAAGAAACCUUACCAUGAGGAACAACUGGGGAAAGAGUACUUUCUCUGCAAAUAAGCUCUCACUACCAGUGGCUGAUUUGUAGCUUUGAAGCAAUGUAUUACCAUGCUGUUUCAGAGCUUUUGAAAAGAGCAAGUUCCCUAACUGGGUUUUUCUUUUAUAUCCCAACUCAGGAUGAAAUAGAGAACCCAUCUCUAGCUCCACUUGAAAUGAGUGUUAGCCAUUGGCUUGACAGUUCUUUGUUGCAGGUCUGUCUCCUUUUCCCUGUGUGACACACUUAUAUGUGUGAAUUGGAGAGAAGAAACACUAGAAACAUUUCUUUCCAAGUUAUAAUUAGAAAAUUAGUAACCUUGGGUGCUUUACAGUCAAAAUACAAUGUGUUUGAAAUGGUAUCAAAGGCACUUUUUGCCUUGAUAUUAAUGGCUGUUUGUGAGCAAAUCCAGACAUGCACUGGGAAAGGAAAACUGUAUGAAUGUGCAUUUCUUUUUGAAAAAGUGUAUGAAAGGAGCCAAAUAAAACUUAUUUUCUACAAAAUUAUUCAAUGCAAUUUUUGAAGGGUUUUUCUGUGUGUGCUCGACCAGGCUUGAGAUGCCAUGACCAUAUAGUUUCAGCUUUAUUUUUCACUGUUUGAUAAUGUUUUGUUUUAGUUUUUUUUCAAUAUCAGGGACAAGAAACCUCACAUUUUCCAUGAACUUGUACUGUGUCCAGAUGACAUACUGUUACUGGUAGCCAAGAAAACUUUUGAAGCUGUUGUUUUUUUGUGCGAGAGGCAAAGUUCUAACUUCCUUUGUCUUAAUUUUAAAAGAUUGAAUGUUACUAUCACAUUUCACUGAAGUACUGCAUUUUAGGGAAGGAAAUAUCUCUCUAAAUCUCCAUAAAUGUCUUUUUUGCAAGUAAUAUGUUUUUAAAGCACUGUUUUCAUUUGUAUAAUAGUUGUCAUGAGAAAUGUUAUUCCCAUAGUUGUGAAGUUCACAUACUUAAUCAAAUUUCUGAGCUAUCUGUUAAUCAUCUGCCCUCAGGAUAUGUCACUUUCACUCCCUCGUUACAUACAAUGUGACUUAAUUUGC